AUGACGGCUAUGCUUACAUCACUUGCACAAACCUCCAGGCACCAAUCACUCUUAUAUCCUCUCUCUCUCUCUCUGCCUUUGGUUCAAACUUGAAACUUGAAACUUGAAACCCUUCCUUCCUUCCUUGUCUCCUGCUGGCUCUUCAACAACUUGAUUAAUUCCGUACCUGAAUUAUUCAAAUCUGCAGCCAAGAGAGAGAAUUCAAAAUAUAGACAAUUUGAAGGAUCCAUCUCAAAUGGGUAGCUGUUUGUCUUCGGAUGAUUCUGAACUGCGAAUCCCCACAGCGAAGGUGGUGUCAGUGAAUGGAGACCUCCAUGAAUACAAUGUUCCUGUGCUCGUCUCCCAGGUUCUCCAAUCUCAUGAAUCUUCUUCGUCCUCCUCCUCUACUAACUACUUUCUCUGCAACUCUGAUCGCUUAUACUACGACGAUUACAUUCCGGCCUUGGAUUCAGAAGAUCAAUUGCAGCCCAAUCAGAUUUAUUUCAUUCUUCCUACCUCUAAGCUUCAAUACCGGUUGAGCGCAUCUGAUAUGGCAGCUUUGGCCGUCAAAGCCAGCGUCGCUUUACGAAGUUGCUCGCAGAAUAAGGGAACACGUCGUCGAAAAAAGAACCGGAUCUCCCCUGUUUUGAUGCUGAAUCAGAACAAUAUCAUUGUCCCGGACUCCCAAAUUAAGGCAGAAAAGACAUUUGGGAAGCCUCAGCCGCGGCUGCAGCCGGAUGUCGGAGUUUCAAGAUCUGGUUCUGUAAGAAGAUUGCACAAGUCAGCUUCCAGACGAGCUAAAUUGGCCGUUCGUUCCUUUAGGCUCAGGCUCAACACCAUUUACGAAGGCACUGUGCUCUAGAGUCUAGUCUAGAUGGUUAUUAUUCAAAUAUCCAAUCCAUUUUUUAAAGAACAUACAUGGACAUGGACAUCCUGUAAAAACUAAAGAAAUUCAUGAGAUGAGAUGUAUGUACGUUGUGAGUGUAUUGCUCUUUUAUUAUUAUUAUUAUUAUUAUUUACUUUAUAUUGGAUCGAA
Messenger RNA from Tripterygium wilfordii, 1015 nucleotides. RefSeq lists its product as uncharacterized. The record is from RefSeq and is a predicted model, not a curated record. The coding region runs from base 236 to 841 and encodes 201 amino acids. NCBI's taxonomy places the organism in Eukaryota, Viridiplantae, Streptophyta, Magnoliopsida, Celastrales, Celastraceae. The transcript has a single exon.